Molecule: messenger RNA, 2104 nt
Organism: Triticum dicoccoides
Lineage: Eukaryota; Viridiplantae; Streptophyta; Magnoliopsida; Poales; Poaceae
Product: potassium channel AKT2-like
Exons: 9
Biological process (GO): transmembrane transport; potassium ion transport
Cellular component (GO): membrane
Molecular function (GO): voltage-gated potassium channel activity; protein binding
Source: RefSeq, a predicted model, not a curated record
AAUACAUUACAUGACCACGAACCGAACGCGUACCUCUUCUUGGACGGGAGCAAUGAGCAGCGGCCGCGGCAUGGGCUCCGGCUCCGGCUCCGGCGCCUCCCGCUCUUUCCACCCCCAGAACCUGUCCAAGCUCAUGCUGCCGCCCCUCGGCAGUAGCCUCACCCAGUUCACUUCUGGCGACAAAUGGGUCGUCUCGCCCCUCGAGUCCAGAUACAGGUGGUGGGAGACUUUCAUGGUGAUCCUGACGGCGUACUCGGCGUGGGUGUACCCGUUCGAGGUGGCCUUCAUGGACGGCUCGCCCAAGCGGGGCCUGGAGGUGGCCGACAUGGUCGUCGACAUCUUCUUCACGGUCGACAUCGUCCUCACCUUCUUCGUCGCCUACAUCGACUCCAGGACGCAGCUCCUCGUCCGCGACAGGAGGAGGAUAGCCUUCAGGUAUCUGUCGACGUUUUUCAUCAUGGACGUGGCGUCGACAAUUCCGUUCCAAGGCCUGUCCUACCUCGUCCACGGCAAGGCAAGGGAAGGCUUGUUGUACAGCCUGCUCGUCCUGCUCCGGCUCUGGCGUCUCAGGAAGUUCCAACUGUUCUUCCCAAGGCUAGAGAAGGACAUCAGGUUCAGCUACUUCUGGAUACGCUGCGCACGGCUCAUCGCGGUUACUCUGUUCCUGGUGCACGGCGCCGGGUGCCUCUACUACCUGCUGGCGGACCGGUACCCGGACAGGGACAAGACGUGGAUCGGCGCGGCGACCCCCAACUUCCGGCAGGAGAGCCUGUGGAUCCGCUACAUCACCACCAUGAGCACCGUCGGCCAGGGUGACCUACACGCCCAGAACAAGCUCGAGAUGAUGUUCAACAUCUUCUACAUGCUCUUCAACCUCGGCCUCGCCGCCUACCUCAGCGGCAACAUGACCAACCUGGCCCUCCAGGGCACACGCCGCACCAUGGAGUUCAGGAACAGCAUUUGCGCCGCGUCCGACUUCGUGUGCCGGAACCGCCUGCCGCCGCGGCUGCAGCAGCAGAUCCUGGCCUACAUGUGCCUCAAGUUCAGGGCGGAGAGCCUGAACCAGCAGCAGCUCAUGGACCAGCUGCCCAAGUCAAUCUGCCAGAGCAUCUGCGAGCACCUCUUCCUCCCCGUCGUCAAGGAGGUGUACCUCUUCAAGGGGAUCUCCAGAGAUGCGCAGCUGCUCCUGGUCACCCAGACCAAGCCGGAGUACAUACCGCCCAAGGAGGACGUGAUCGUGCAGAACGAGGCGGCGGACGACGUGUACAUCAUCGUGUCCGGCGAGGUGGAGACCAUAUACUUCAACGGCGAGCGGGAGGAGGUGGUGGGAAAGCUGGGGACCAUGGACAUCUUGGGCGAGGUGAGCGCGCUGAGCGACCGCCCGCAGACCUUCACGUUCCGGACCAGGACGCUGAGCCAGCUGCUGAGGCUGAAGCAGGCCACGCUCAGGGAGGUCAUGGAGAGCAAGCCCGACGACAGAGCCCUCAUCGUCAGGAACUUGCUCAAGCAUCAGAUCGAGGUGCAUGACAUGAAGGACCUGCUGGGCGAGAGCGAGAGCACCGGAGCGGGCGGCAGCGGCAACAUCGUCCCGUGCAAUCUGCUGACGGUCGCCGCCACGGGGAACGCUGGCUUCCUUGAGGACCUCCUCAAGGUCGGGAUGGACCCUGACGUCGGUGACUCCAAGGGAAGAACCGCGCUGCACAUCGCCGCGUCAAAGGGGUACGAGGACUGCGUGCAGGCUCUACUCAGCCACGGCUGCAACGUCAACAUCAAAGACGCGCAGGGCAACACCGCGCUUUGGCAGGCCAUCGCGGCGCGGCACCACAAGGUGUUCAGCAGCCUGUACCACGUCGCGCGGGUCUCGAACCGGCGCGCCGGCGGCGACCUCCUGUGCCACGCCACGCGGCGCGGGGACCUCGACACUCUCCGCGAGCUGCUCAAGCACGGCCUGGACGUCGACUCCGAGGACAAUGACGGCUCCACCGCGCUGCGCGUCGCGCUGUCCGAGGGCCAGGCCGACCUGGCCAGGUUCCUUGUCAUGAACGGGGCCAGCCUCGACGACGACGGCUACACCCAGCGCCAGACGACGGUGCCGGUGGCCAAG